GUCCGCUCAGAUACGAGCCUCGCAGCAGACAGACUGUACGAGGAGCCCCGAGCCAAGUGCGGGCCGAGACCAAGUUCCAGCACCGCAUCCGACGUCUCUUGCGACGGGCUGCAAUCAUCUGAUUCCUGAACAUUGCCACACCGCAACCCAACUCUCUCGCUUUCCUCAUCCCGUUGUCGACGACAGCAGUCGCGACCCCGCAACCAUUGAGUAUCCGCUCAAUUGACCCCAUACACCCGCCCAGAAGCCCAAAGCCACCACCGCACCCGCCAACAUGCCCCCCGCAGGGAGCGGUAGCUCCAGGAAGAUCUCCUUCAAUGUCUCCGAGCAGUACGAUAUCCAAGAUGUCGUGGGAGAAGGCGCGUACGGUGUUGUCUGCUCCGCGCUUCACAAGCCGUCAGGCCAAAAGGUCGCCAUCAAGAAGAUCACCCCCUUUGAUCACUCCAUGUUCUGUCUGAGAACACUACGAGAGAUGAAGCUACUGCGCUACUUCAACCACGAGAACAUCAUCUCCAUUCUCGACAUCCAGAAGCCGAGGAACUACGAGACCUUUACUGAGGUUUAUCUGAUUCAGGAACUCAUGGAGACAGACAUGCAUCGCGUCAUCCGCACACAGGAGCUCUCCGACGACCAUUGCCAGUACUUCAUCUACCAAACUCUACGCGCACUGAAGGCCAUGCACUCGGCGAACGUGCUCCACCGAGAUCUCAAGCCCUCCAACUUGCUCCUAAAUGCCAACUGCGAUCUCAAAGUCUGCGAUUUCGGUCUGGCUCGAUCGGCCGCUUCGACCGAAGACAACUCUGGCUUCAUGACGGAAUACGUUGCCACGCGUUGGUACCGUGCACCGGAGAUCAUGCUUACAUUCAAGGAGUACACAAAGGCCAUCGACGUCUGGAGUGUAGGAUGUAUUCUAGCUGAGAUGCUCAGCGGGAAGCCUUUGUUCCCAGGAAAGGACUACCACCACCAGCUCACUUUGAUUCUCGAUGUGCUCGGCACGCCGACCAUGGAGGAUUACUACGGAAUCAAGUCCCGCCGAGCUCGCGAGUACAUCCGAUCUCUGCCCUUCAAGAAGAAGAUCCCAUGGAAGGCCAUGUUCCCCAAGACCAACGAUCUGGCGCUUGACCUGCUCGAGCGGUUACUUGCUUUCAACCCCGUGAAGCGAAUCACGGUCGAGGAGGCGCUCAAGCACCCAUACCUUGAGCCAUACCAUGACCCAGAUGACGAGCCAACUGCCGACCCAAUUCCAGAGGAGUUCUUCGACUUUGAUAAAAACAAGGACAACCUGACAAAGGAGCAGCUGAAGCUACUCAUCUACCAGGAGAUUAUGCGAUAAGCUGUCACGUUUUCUACCGAGCGCGAGAUAUACACAAGAUACCACGGUCGGGUCGUUUUCCGGAGCUUGUCCGCAGCUAGCUGGUCUGAGCGCAGUACCAUGUGAGAGGAGGCAUACCAUCUUCCUAUAAUUUGGAUUCUCAGCAGAAGAAUGAUGAUCUCGGCAUGGCCGCAAGUGAAGCGCGGAAAUGAGCUUCGAACGCCCUCUAUAAAGAAUUUCCUAGAAUUACAAUACGAGAUGACAAAGUACGGGAAUAUCGCACUUUCCUGCAGACUGAUCUCGGCACGUUUGAUUGAUCCUGAUCUAUCUCCUUAUGUCUGUCCAUGACCUCAGGUCCAUGAGUAUGCUACAUCUUCAAAGCCCAGUCCAUCCUAUAAACGCUAUCGUCUCGGCUUUCAACGAGUUCAGCUCUCUCUUGUUGGCGUCCUCUCACACUAUCACUGCCUUGGUUCCAAUCUACACCUUUGAAAAUCUUGCCUGUACUCUUCGACCGCACUUCUUCGUCUGUAGGCCUGGUCCAAUCAUACAUGACUGAUUCG
Molecule: messenger RNA, 1872 nt
Organism: Pyrenophora tritici-repentis Pt-1C-BFP
Lineage: Eukaryota; Fungi; Ascomycota; Dothideomycetes; Pleosporales; Pleosporaceae
Product: SPS1, Serine-threonine protein kinase
Biological process (GO): intracellular signal transduction; protein phosphorylation
Cellular component (GO): cytoplasm; nucleus
Molecular function (GO): MAP kinase activity; ATP binding
Source: RefSeq, a predicted model, not a curated record